Messenger RNA from Pseudomassariella vexata, 729 nucleotides. Its product is annotated as Gar1/Naf1 RNA binding region-domain-containing protein. Gene Ontology annotation, cellular component: sno(s)RNA-containing ribonucleoprotein complex. The record is from RefSeq and is a predicted model, not a curated record. The annotation marks the transcript as partial. Gene Ontology annotation, molecular function: RNA binding. Gene Ontology annotation, biological process: ribosome biogenesis; box H/ACA snoRNP assembly; pseudouridine synthesis. The transcript has a single exon. Lineage: Eukaryota; Fungi; Ascomycota; Sordariomycetes; Amphisphaeriales; Pseudomassariaceae.
AUGGAGAUUGACCAACUGGAACCCAUCCAUCAAGCAGAUUCAUCCACUGUCGAUGCCGUCGAUGCACAACCAAGCCCGCCUUCUCUUACCCAAGGUUUAGAGGCUCUGUUGGGUGGUUUAGAUCCUUUACCUGACGAGACAGAUUCUGCUGCAGACCAGAAUGUGGAGAUGCAAGACAGCGAGGAACAGGCGCAGCAACCGGAGAAUGUAGAGUGGGAGGAGGACUCUUCUCCAUACGCGUCGUCUUCAGAUUCUAGCAGUUCGGAUGAUUCAGACGACGAUGAUGACUCGGAUGACGGCCAGCCGCUUCUCAACCCCGAAGAAAUGGCUCGCAUACUUAUGGAAGCUGGGUCUGAUGACGAAGGUGAAGGCAAAGCUAAGGAUUCUGGCGCCGGCUGUCAACUUCGGACCAAGAAUGAGCAGGCAGAGGAGGUCAUCCCAAAGCCCGACGUCACCAUCACGCCCGAGAUGAAGGUCGAGGAGCUGGGCAACAUUGAGCACAUCGUCGACAAUACUGUUGUCAUCAAGGCGAACACGACAGGUGAGUACAGAGUACUGGACGCGGGAUCGGUUUUGUGCAACAAAGAGAGGACCGUCAUUGCAGCCAUCGCCGACCUGAUAGGGAGUGUACGGGAGCCUCGCUACAUUGCGCGGUUCACCAACGAGGAAGAGAUGAAGGCUUUCAAUCUCAGUAUGGACACCACCAUCUACUACGCGCCUGACCAUGCC